GGGUUUUGUGCACGUUCCAAUUCCGUGGUUUUGAGUUUGCGAUUAAGACGAAAAGUGGAACAAGUCGAAGCUCCAAAUUGUUCCACGUCUCUCGAACUUACGAACCUCGAACCUCGAAACUCCACUCCUCUCUCUUCCCUCAACCUCGCCGCGCACAUCAAAAUUCCGCGACGAGUCUCGCAGCUAUGGCGGACUUCUUAAAGAAUAUUGUUGGAGGUAGCAAAUCUUCUGCUACUCCGGUUCCCUCCGCCGAUUCAGACUUCGCAGACUUUGCCGAUGCUCCUUCGCCAGCACCUGUACCUUUCGAGACCGUCCCUGGCGGUGCCGGCCUCGGUGGUCCUGCGCCUACCAGCCGUCCGUACACCAAAUGGUACAAUAUUCACGAGCGCCAUAGCCUAAGUGAUUUUAAAGCUGAGGGUGUCAUCUUGGUGGUAAUUGUCGUCAUCUUCACUCUACACUUCAUCGGCACGAAGCUCAACCGCGCCAAAGCUAGGGCGUGGAUCAAAGCCCACGCUCCCAUCCUGACCAGCGAGUUCGCGCUUGUAGGAUUCGGCGGAGUACCGCAACAAUCUAGCCAGGACCCUGAGAAAUUGCUAAAGGCUAAGAGCUUGUUCGAGUACGCAAGUUAUGCGACUGGCCGACAAAAUGUCGCAUUCAUGGAUGUCAAGUUGACCUUGAAGAAGCGCUUCAACCCGGUCAUGACCGCUUUGGAAACUGUCUUAAGUUUCUUCUUCGAAAGCUUUACUGCCCCGGAAGAUGCGGUCGAGGCUGUCGUCUAUCCCUUUGAUGGCAAGGAGGCCCAAAUUGUACCGGGCCUACCAGGCGCUGCUGAACUAAGGGCCAAGGAUUCCAAGAGCUCGUUUGAUGGAUUUGUCUGGGCCAUUGUUAACAAGAACGGGAUGAAGAAGCUCCGAGAAGAUCGCUAUGACUUGUCUAUCACCUUCACCAAGGAUAACUCCAAGCUGCCCAUCUGGACAACGGUUAUGAGCGAGAGCGCCGAGGUCACCCAGACACUACUGACCGACGAACUUGCCUCAGUCAUCAAGCAGGCUGGCGACCUAUUUGACUACCUCAUCAUCAGCGAUCAACCCGUUGACAGACCUACAAAGAUCGAUGAAACAAUUCCUCGCAAGCGCGUCUACCUACGUUACCGGCUCCCUUCGUCUAACAACUACGACGAUCUUGCUCCGCUCCUAGCCUAUUUUGUGCGGAUCCCGGAUCAGCUAGCGUCGUCGGCUCACUUCCGACCCGAAAUUCUACGCAAGAUCAAGGUUGUCCGCGACGAGACCAUCAAGCAGAUCCAGAAGGCAGCUGAAGAGGAGAAGGCCGAGGAACGACAGGCUGAGCGUGACAGGGCGAGGAAGGCCAAGCGCGACGCUGAGCUUAAUGCUCUGGAUGCGAAGGCGCAGAAGAAGUACCUCGAGAAGGAGAGGGAGAAGGAAUUACGCAAGUCUUCAAGAAAGCAGACUGUUCGCGCGUAGUAGGCUUCCUCACGCGCGAUCAGGCCGCCACGACGAAAUGCAGGCGUCCAUAACUCCCACAAGCGGAGGGGACAGCUGCCGGGUGGAGAGAAGCAAACACAUAGUAAUCGCGGCAGAUUCUGAUAUUAUUGCCGGA
Molecule: messenger RNA, 1617 nt
Organism: Daldinia caldariorum
Lineage: Eukaryota; Fungi; Ascomycota; Sordariomycetes; Xylariales; Hypoxylaceae
Product: DUF1682-domain-containing protein
Exons: 3
Coding region: 186-1481 (431 amino acids)
Biological process (GO): endoplasmic reticulum calcium ion homeostasis
Cellular component (GO): endoplasmic reticulum
Molecular function (GO): calcium ion binding
Source: RefSeq, a predicted model, not a curated record